Molecule: messenger RNA, 1411 nt
Organism: Thecamonas trahens ATCC 50062
Lineage: Eukaryota; Apusomonadida; Apusomonadidae
Exons: 1
Coding region: 1-1386 (461 amino acids)
Biological process (GO): double-strand break repair
Cellular component (GO): PML body; cytoplasm
Molecular function (GO): single-stranded DNA binding; 5'-tyrosyl-DNA phosphodiesterase activity
Source: RefSeq, a predicted model, not a curated record
AUGCCGGGUUAUGCCCGCCACGCAGGCGGCCUGAGUCUCAUACCAGGCGACGAUGGCUACGCCCGUGUCAUCGAUGAGGCGUACUGGGCUCUCCUUAGACUCGGUCGCCAAGGUAUGUGCCUGGACCCGCUCAAGCAUGUCCUGGUCAACGCGUCGGACGUUGCCAUCCACAUGCUGAGACACUCGACAGACGGACGUAGUCAGCGCAUCAUCCAGGUCGUCGAUGCAGCAUAUCGCCCCAGACACUGGGCGGUCUUCUUUGGCUACGCUUUCGACCUCUCCCUCUCCAUCAGUCAUCCGCACCAGGACGAGCUCUUCCGCCACUCCCUUCGCCUCACCACUGACGUCUAUCGAUCGCCGCUCUCCCUCACCCAUCACACCUUUGCCCCGCUCCAUCCUACCCCAUCAUCAUCAUCCUCCUCCUCCUCUCGCAAGCCGUCGUUCAAGCUCGUCUCGUACAACAUCUGGAACACAAAUCGCUGGAACGACCGCGCGCAUGCUCUGGCUGCUCUUCUCGCCCGCUCUCAGCCCGAUGUCAUUGCCCUGCAAGAGGUCCGCCUCGACACCUCGCUCCGCGACGCGCCCGAGUUUGCCUUUGAUCCCGACUCGAUUCUCGCUCGCCACGACCUCCGCGGCCUCGAUGCGGUCAACCAGGUUGUCCAGCUCGCUCUCCUCCUCCCAGACUACCCACACUUUACCUUUCAGCCCGCCAUGUCGUACCCGCAGCUGCCGCUCGGUCGGGUCGAGGAGGGUCUGCUCUUCUUCUCCAAAACUCCGCUGACAGACACCGCGUAUGCUCUGCUCUCCCGCGAUGUCGCCCAAGACCACAUGGACGUCCACCAGCGCAUCGUCCUCUCUACAUCGACCCGCACCGCCUCGGGCGUGGACGUCCAGCUCUUGCAGACCCACAUGUCGCUUACUCCGACCGCCCGCCUCCGAAACAUGCUCGAGAUCGCCUCGUUUGCCCGCGCCACACAGGGUCGCCGCUCGAAGCUCCAGCUACUCAUGGGCGACUUCAACACAGACGUUGCCAACGAGCGCACCGGCUGGGGCCAGUCCAUCGAGUUUAUCGUCGGCCGCCGCCGCAUCGCCUCCCGCCAUACCCCGGCCCGCUUCCGCGACGCCUGGUACGACGCCGCCGCUGCGCAAGCACCCCGUCGCCGCCACGGCUACGGCCCGACCUUUCCGGCUCACAACGCCACCCUCCGCAUUGACCUUGUCUUCUAUCGCAACGUUCGCCCCUCGCCGGCUGCUCUCUGUCCCGUCGACGUCGACAUCCUCGGUGCUGACCAUUACGCUGUCGCCCCGCAUGACGACCCCGACCCGGUGCUCGUCUCCGACCACCUUGGCCUCGCCGCCAGCUUUGCUCCCUGUCCUCCAAUUUGAAUCCUUAACGGUACUGUCGUUCAAG